This is a messenger RNA of Camelina sativa (false flax), 2897 nucleotides long. RefSeq lists its product as uncharacterized. The record is from RefSeq and is a predicted model, not a curated record. NCBI's taxonomy places the organism in Eukaryota, Viridiplantae, Streptophyta, Magnoliopsida, Brassicales, Brassicaceae. Gene Ontology annotation, molecular function: lipid binding. Gene Ontology annotation, cellular component: endoplasmic reticulum.
AAAAAAAAAUUCCUUUUUGGGAAAAUUAUAUGGUUGGAAAAAUUUCGAAUUGAUUUUGAAGAGAUUAAACCAAAAUUAAUCAUCCCUCUUUCUCUCUCUAUUCUUUCCUUCUUCUUCUUCUUCUUCUUCUCCACCAUCAUUCAAAGUGUGACAAUGAACUAAACAACAACGUUACGCGUCUUCUUCUCUUUUUGAUUCUUUCACAAGAAAUCUAUUUGCCCUCCAUCGAGACACUAACUGGUCGAAAUCAAAGAAACUUGAAGCAUCUCCGGAGAAUGGUUUCGUUUGCGGGUUUCGCGUUCGUGUUCGGGUUUUUACUGGGGAUUCUCGCGAUCGUUGCGGCGGAAGUUAUAGGGUUUCUGUUUGUUCUGAAACGUUUGAAUCGGAAGAGUAAUAAACGACAUGAAUCGAAUUCUGGUUCUGAUCCAACUUCCAAGAACUUUGAUCCUCGCCGGUCCAUUGAUUUCAGUCUCAGCAAACAGGGAGUGAUCUGGAUAAUGGAAAUGGAUGAGAGUGUAAAGGAUUGGAUGAAGAAGGAGAAGUUACCAAAGGAGCAAAAGAAGAAGAGAGUUGAUCUCAUGGAGGUACAUCCAAUUAGGAGAUUUGCUCGUAUCAAAGACCAUAAGCUCAUCUUGUCAGAUUCAGAUGGCACUCAGACUUGUAUUACUUUGAAAGGUUGCUUUGUUAACGCUGUUUCAGGCUCUGGACCUACUAGGAAAUGGGCUAAAAGAUUUCCUAUACAAGUAGAAAGCAAAAGUUCGGUUUUGUACAAGGGAAACCGAGUGUUUUACAUUUUCUUAGAGACUUCUUGGGAGAAGGAGUCAUGGUGUAAGGCUCUUCGUCUUGCUGCUUGCGAGAAUCAGGAAAGGUUCAUUUGGUCCACCAAACUGAAAGACGAUUUCCGAUACUAUUUGGCUUCCCUUAAUGCUGCAUAUCCUUCUUUUAUGAAACCAUCAGCUGGUUUUAGUUUUGAGUCAUUGGACAAAGGGAUUAAAGUGGAUGGUCCUUCAUCAAAGGUUCGUUUGUUCUGGAAGAAAUUUUCUAAGAAGUGCUCACCUAAAGUGAAUAUGCCCCCGUCGGGUCGUGAAGACAAGACUUCAACCCGCGCAUACCAAGAUUCACAAUCUACCGGUAGCUCUGGAAAGAGCACCCCAGCAAGAAAGAUGCAAGAUAACAUCCCUGAGGAAACCGAUGUCCAAGUUGUCUCACGUUCUUGGAGCCAUAGCAGUCAUGGAUCGGAUAUAGAUUCAGAAGACAAGUCUUUUGAUGAAGGAACAUUGGCAUUGAACGUACUAAUUUCCCGGCUGUUCUUUGAUGUCAAACAGAACACAGUGUUGAAGACUUUAGUUCGCGAACGAAUCCAGCGGGUGAUGGCCAACAUGAGAAUUCCCAGCUACAUUGGUGAAUUAAUCUGCUGUGAUGUACACAUUGGAAACCUCCCACCUUAUAUACACGGUACAAGAAUUCUCCCAAUGGAGAUGAAUGGUGUGUGGGCGUUCGAACUAGAUAUUGAAUACACUGGCGGUGCGGGACUUGAAGUUGAAACUCGGGUUGAUGCCCGAGAGGAAGAACUGCAGAAAGGCAUAGCUGAGGGAAAAUUGCAGCCAAAUUCUGCUGGGGAUGUUUCACCUGGUCUCCUUGAAGGUCUUGCAGAUUUUGAAAAGCAAUUACUCCCUGAAGGAAUUGUUGAUGCACAAGAUGUUAGAAAUGGUGGGAACGAUAAAGCUGAUGAAUAUAAGGGUUUAAAAGGUACAAAAGCAGCUCCCAAUAAUGGAUCCAAGUGGAAGUCUAUUCUGAAGAAUAUCGCUGAACAAGUUUCCCAGGUCCCUAUUACUUUGUCUAUAGAGGUGUCUUCGCUUCGAGGGACACUCUGCGUACACAUGAAGCCGCCUCCAUCUGAUCAACUGUGGUUUGGCUUCACAAACAUGCCCGAUAUUGAAUUCAACCUUGCCUCUGCUGUUGGUGAACACAAAAUCACAAACAGCCAUGUUGCUAUGUUCUUGGUCAACCGGUUCAAGACGGCAAUACGAGAGGUCAUGGUGCUCCCCAAUUGUGAAAGCGUAACCAUUCCUUGGAUGACAGCUGAAAAAGAUGAUUGGAUCGAACGCAAUAUUGCUCCGUUCAUGUGGCUGAAUCAAGACUCGACCAGUGAUCACGAAGCUGCAGAAGCGAAAUCUAAAGUUGACAAGCCACCGACUCCUGAACAAGUACAGAAAACUGCCAACGUUGUUCCCCAGAAGCCUAGAAUGGAAGAAGUACCUGUGUCUGCACCAUCAGCUGAUUCCACAGCUCUGACAAUAGAGAGUCAGAAGUCCUUGGACGAACUCCAGACUCCGUUGCUCGAAAGCAGCGAAAAGCAGGAUACGGUAGCACGAGGAGGCAAUGGCAAUGCCGGAGACAUUCUGCCGCGCAGUAUCCAAUCACCGUCGAUGUCGUCUACAAUGUCGAGCGAGGAGGAUGAUUCAAAUUCAAAGGGAAAGAAAAUGGGGGCAGCAAAGGCGAGGAUGUUCGACUUCAGAAAGAAAGUGGGAGAGAAGUUCGAAGAGAAGAAACGUCACGUGGAGGAAAGAAGUAGACAGAUUGUUGAAAAGAUGAGAGGACCUUGACACAGAUUGUUCAAAACAGAGAAGAAGGAAGCUUUUUUUUGUUUGCUCUUUUUCUUUUUUCAGGUUUCAGACCAAAAAAAAUCUGAUAGACAGAAGAAGAAAGUCAAUAGAUUAGAUUAUAUAGGAUAUUGGUACUUGUAAUUCAUAUGUUUGGUAAAAAGAUCUGAGUAUUGCGAAAUCAUCAUUCUUUAUUCUUAUUAUUACAACAAACAAAGAGCAGCAUAAAAACAAAGUAUCUAUGCAAAGUGAUUUCAUACACACAAAGAAAGCUUGACCAAAGACCAAACAAAA